GUCUCAUAACAUUAUUAUUGUCUUUCUUACCAUUGAAAAAUUCAAUUAUUACUUUGAGUUACCCAUUUUUUUUACUAAGUUGUCGAGGUUCUCUGAAUUUUUUAUUAGCAAUGAGUGAUUAUCCAAAAAGAUUGAGCGGUGCGGAAUAUCGUAAAAGGAAAUCAGAAAAAUCAUCAAAACAAGAAACUUUACUGAAUCAAAUUCCAAAAAUGUCUAAUUUUAUGAUAAGAUCAGAAAAACUUGUAAGUGAAGAUCAGCAAGCAUCAGGUUCAUCGGACCCGGGAUUAGAUGACACUUCAGCACAAGAUACCAAACAAAUACAAUCGAAUCCUCCUUUAUUGCAAGAUACAAAUACAAACAAAACGUCGUCAACAUUACUUUCAUUAGAAAAUGCGGAAGAAAGUCAAUCAACAAAUGUUUCAAUUGAGUGGUGAUCCUUUUCUGUGGAAUAUAAAUGAUGA
This is a messenger RNA of Bactrocera tryoni, 461 nucleotides long. RefSeq lists its product as uncharacterized. Bases 111 to 434 code for a protein of 107 amino acids. Lineage: Eukaryota; Metazoa; Arthropoda; Insecta; Diptera; Tephritidae. The record is from RefSeq and is a predicted model, not a curated record. The transcript has 2 exons.